This is a messenger RNA of Helianthus annuus (common sunflower), 1807 nucleotides long. RefSeq names its product cyprosin. The transcript has 13 exons. Bases 149 to 1672 code for a protein of 507 amino acids. Gene Ontology annotation, molecular function: aspartic-type endopeptidase activity. Gene Ontology annotation, biological process: lipid metabolic process; proteolysis. The record is from RefSeq and is a predicted model, not a curated record. Lineage: Eukaryota; Viridiplantae; Streptophyta; Magnoliopsida; Asterales; Asteraceae.
ACGCCUCCUUUGCCGUUACCUAUCCUCUUCAAUGACUAUUAUUUCUACAUUCAUGUACGCAUACUUAUUGCUAUAUUUGUUCUUCUCUUUUUGUUUCAACUAAUCCUUCUCAUUCAUUCACUUAUCCUUUUCAUCAUCCUACACGACGAUGGGUAUUCUAUCCAAAGCAAGCCUGCUCUUGUUGUGCAUUUGGUUUCUUCUCUUAUCGACCGCGUAUUCGGGUCCUAAUGACCGAUUAGUAAGAGUUGGACUUAAGAAGAGGAAAAUUGACAAACUGAAUCAACUUGGACAUGCUGGAUCUAACGAAGGCGGUGCUAGAAGAAAUCAUGGUUUUCACGGUAAUUUUGGGAGUUCUGAUGGUGAUGCUAUUGCUUUAAGUAAUUACAUGGAUGCUCAGUAUUAUGGUGAGAUUGGUAUUGGUACUCCACCUCAAAAGUUCACUGUUGUUUUUGACACGGGUAGUUCUAAUCUUUGGGUGCCUUCCGCAAAGUGCUAUUUCUCGGUAGCUUGCCUUCUUCACUCAAAGUAUAAGUCUAGCCAGUCAAGUUCUUAUAAGAAAAAUGGGAAAUCUGCUGCAAUUCAAUAUGGAACCGGCUCCAUCUCCGGUUUCUUUAGCCAAGACGUUAUCAAGCUUGGCGAUCUUCUUGUGAAAGAGCAAGAUUUUAUAGAGGCAACCAAAGAGCCCGGUAUCACUUUCUUAGCAGCCAAGUUCGACGGUAUACUUGGCCUCGGGUUUCAAGAAAUCUCCGUUGGGGGUGCCGUUCCUGUUUGGUACAACAUGGUGAAACAAGGCCUUGUUGACGAACCUGUGUUUUCGUUUUGGCUUAAUCGCAAUGUCCAUGGCGAUGAAGGGGGUGAACUUGUGUUUGGUGGGGUUGACACUAAUCAUUUCAAGGGUAAACACACAUAUGUCCCUGUAACUCAGAAAGGCUAUUGGCAGUUUGAAAUGGGUGAUGUCCUGAUUGAUGAUAACCCAACCGGAUUUUGCGCCAAGGGCUGUGCAGCAAUUGCUGAUUCCGGAACCUCUUUGUUGGCUGGUCCAACGGCUGUUAUUACUAAAAUCAAUCAAGCGAUUGGUGCUGCGGGUAUUAUGAGCCAGCAAUGCAAGUCAUUUAUCAACCAGCAUGGAAAAACUAUAAUUGAUAUGCUACUUUCUGAGACACGACCUGAAAAAAUCUGCUCGCAAAUGAAGUUAUGCGCGUUUGAUGGUUCACAUGAUACAAGCAUGAUAAUUGAGAGUGUGGUCGACAAGAAUAAUAGAAAAUCAUCUCGUGUACAUGAUGAGAUAUGUAGUCUCUGCGAGACGACUGUUGUUUGGGUGGAAAACAAACUAAAGCGAAAUGAAACCGAAGAAGAAAUUAUUAAUCAUGCUGAUCAGCUGUGUGAACGGCUGCUGAGUCCAAUGGGACAAUCUGCAGUCGAUUGCAACAGUCUUUCAUCGAUGCCCCAUGUCGCUUUUACCAUUGGUUGUAAAACUUUUAACCUUUCCCCUCAAGAGUAUAUCCUGAAAAUUGGUGAGGGAGCAAAAGCACAAUGCAUAAGUGGAUUUACUGCUCUUGAUGUGGCUCCUCCUCGUGGGCCUCUAUGGAUCUUGGGAGAUAUUUUUAUGGGUAAAUACCAUACAGUGUUCGACUAUGGUAAAUCACGAGUCGGAUUUGCAGAAGCAGUUUAAGACCAUCAUGAAUGAUCCAGCAUUGUGUAAAUGUUGCAGUAAAUAAAUAUAUAAUAUAUCAUUUGUGGAACAAAUACUUGGUUUUAACUUUAAACCAUAGUGUCUUAUGUCUAUAUAACAUGUUUGAUAUCGACA